Molecule: messenger RNA, 336 nt
Organism: Closterium sp. Yama58-4
Lineage: Eukaryota; Viridiplantae; Streptophyta; Zygnematophyceae; Desmidiales; Closteriaceae
Source: the annotation of a GenBank genome assembly
AUGACUACCGGCGAUGGUGCGUCGGGAGCGGUAGACAACACCGGCGGCGCCAUCACGGCAGAGAGCGCGCCGAUUUUUGCUGAGCCCAGCGCGGGGGACGAGCAGGGUCGCCGCCGCGAGCUUCUUACUAAGAAAGAUACAGAGACUCGAAGAAGCAGAGCUGCGAGGCUGAACGUCCGGGCAAGCUUGAGGAAUGCAAUCGUUUGGGCUAUUGAUCCAACAGCUGCAAAGUGCAACUCCAAGCAGCACGGAAGGGGGGGGGUGGGGAGGGGGGGAAGGUUGGAAGCAUGUAGUAGUGGCGGGGAAAGACGAGAGGGCUUCUUCUUGCUGCAAUAG